AUGCUCAGAGGUUCAGGCAACAUGAUGAGUGCUGCCAGAAAAAUUCAACCAAAGAGAGGUCUUGAGGAAUUUAUUGAUAAAACUGUUCUUGAAGGAAAACCAUUAGAAACUAGUGGAAGAGCUUGGAGUAUCAAGGAAAUUCGUAGUAAAUCCCUCUCCGAUUUACAAAAAUUGUGGAUUGUUUUGAUGAAGGAACGUAAUAUGCUCUUAACAUGUAGAUUAUUAGCCAAGUCUAUGGGAGGUAGAAUGACACAUCCAGAGCGUUUGGUGAAAGUCAGAACAUCAAUGGCUAGAAUUAAAGAAGUUAUUGCUGAAAGAGAAAGAGAUGCUAAAGAAGUUGCUCUCUUAGAAUUUGAAAAGAGAAAGGCUUCUAAUUAUUAUGCUUUCCCACAAACAAACCCACUAGGUCUCCAAUUAUCUACCGAAGAAGCUCCUUCAGAGACUACCUCAUCAACUCCUUCCCAAUAA
Molecule: messenger RNA, 468 nt
Organism: Naegleria gruberi
Lineage: Eukaryota; Heterolobosea; Eutetramitea; Acrasida; Naegleriidae
Exons: 1
Coding region: 1-468 (155 amino acids)
Biological process (GO): mitochondrial translation
Cellular component (GO): mitochondrial ribosome; mitochondrial large ribosomal subunit
Molecular function (GO): structural constituent of ribosome
Source: RefSeq, a predicted model, not a curated record